Rhizophagus irregularis DAOM 181602=DAOM 197198 is the source of this 672-nucleotide messenger RNA. The record is from RefSeq and is a predicted model, not a curated record. NCBI's taxonomy places the organism in Eukaryota, Fungi, Glomeromycota, Glomeromycetes, Glomerales, Glomeraceae.
UAGUCCUGUAAUUGAGUCAGCCAAGCCAUGAUCCUUUGAUCAAAGAAAUUAUGAUCAAAUAUACCAUUCCAGUUAAGUUUUCUACUGCGAAUGUUUCAAUAUUUCAAAAAAAUGAUGAUAAAUAUAAACCGGACCUAUUACGCCAAACAUUAUCGGGAGAUUCUAAAUUAUGUAUUAUUGGAAGUGAUAACCAUACAGUGUAUAUUCCAAUUUUUGAAAGCACAUUCAACCAACCGAAUUCUACCUACUAUGUGCUUGUUGAAAAUAAUUUUGUCAUCUCUCAAGAGAGAGAUGAACCUUUAGUUGGAAUUAGAAAGAAUAUUUGGACACUUUCAACAAAACCACUUAAAAUGGCACAACACUCAGAUUCAGUUACAGGAUUACUUCGAUUAAAUGAGGAAGGAAGUUCAAAAUUUCUCCAAAUGAAUCAUUCAAUAUUUUUCAAGAAUAUGAUUCAAGAAUUUGCUAAAGUAAUUCCAGUAACUGAACAGAGAUUAUCGACAAGUGGUAAAUGGCAAUAUGACCCUACUUUCCCAAAAAAAGUAUUAUUGUCAUUUACCUUGAUAAACAAAAAAGGGUUUACUGCACUUUCAUUCAAUGAAUAUACAUCUUUAAUUGAUGAAAGUGCCCCUUUUAUAAUGACCCGUAAGUGUGUUCAUUAAAUAUUUUUGA